This is a messenger RNA of Sphaeramia orbicularis (orbiculate cardinalfish), 5273 nucleotides long. RefSeq names its product ubiquitin specific peptidase 43a (gene usp43a). NCBI's taxonomy places the organism in Eukaryota, Metazoa, Chordata, Actinopteri, Kurtiformes, Apogonidae. The transcript is spliced from 16 exons. Gene Ontology annotation, molecular function: cysteine-type deubiquitinase activity. The coding region runs from base 80 to 3760 and encodes 1226 amino acids. Gene Ontology annotation, biological process: protein deubiquitination. The record is from RefSeq and is a predicted model, not a curated record.
GAGGAGUAGACGGUGUUGCAGACAGGUGCGCCUCCACAGCCCGUUUCAUUUUCUCUCGAUCCUUUCAAGUCCCAGAGCCAUGGAGACCCGUAAGGAAAACAAGGUAAGGAAACAACCCAUGAAACCCAAAGACAAGAAACGGAAAGAGAAGAAAUACAAAACAGGGCGGUUUAUAAGGAGAAAAUCGCUGCGAUCUUUUGGGAAUUUCAUGGGAAGGAUCCUUAAAACUUUGGGCACUUUAGCGCACUUUGGCGACGCGGAACCGCAGGACGCAGAGGACGACGACGGAGGGUUCGGCCAAAGCGAAACAGGAGGUUUUAAAGACAACUGUUCACAGAUAUCCAGGGACGGUACGGUGAAGAAAAGCUCCACGGUGUCCUCUGUUAGAGAUCGGCUGUCCUUAUGUUACGGGGAUAAGACUCCCGGUGUGUUGGGGCUGAAGAACCACGGCAACACCUGUUUCAUGAACGCCGUGGUCCAGUGUCUCAGUAACACGGAUCUGCUGGCUGAGUAUUUGGGUUUGGAGCAGUAUAAGUCGGAUGUGUGUCACAAGAGGGUGAACGGGGAGGUAAGAGGAGAGGAUCUGAGCGGACAGACUACCAGGGGAGAGGUGACCGAGCAGCUGGCGUCCCUGGUCCGUGCGCUCUGGACUCUGGAGUACACCCCACAGCUGUCCGUGGAGUUCAAGAGCAUUGUGGCCAAGUACGGCUCCCAGUUUCGGGGAAACUCUCAACAUGAUGCUCUGGAGUUCCUCCUGUGGCUUUUGGACAGAGUUCAUGAGGAUGCCAAUCCAAGCCUCAACAAUAACCACAGCAGCAGUAAGACCAAAGCCAGUGCUAAGGGAUCCACAUCAUUGGAGGUUCCUUCUAGUCCCAGCUCAGUCAGCUCACAGCAGCCUGGAGGCCGACACAGUUUUGUCCAGGAACACUUCCAAGCUCAGUACCGGUCUUCUCUGACGUGCCCUCAUUGCCUUAAGCAGAGUAACACCUUUGACCCAUUUCUAUGUAUCUCCCUACCGAUCCCUCUACGACAAACCAGGCCCAUGUGUGUGACGCUGGUUUUCAGUACGAAGGGUCAGAGGUAUCUGCGGGUGGGUCUGGCUGUGCCUCUGUUUGGUUCCCUGUCUUCUCUGAGAGCCAUGGUGGCAGAAGAGGGCAACAUCUCCCCAGACCAGGUAAUCCUGUCGGAGCUGUACUCCACAGGGUUCCAACGCUCCUUUUCAGAUGACGAUGACCUGACAGCGAUUGCUGAUAGCGAUGUGGUCUACGCCUUCCAGGCUCCUCCUCUCUAUAGUCGCGGUGGCUCCGCACCAGUCUCAGGGUAUCACCACAGCCUCCCCUCUUCUCCCUACACUUCUACGUCUGGUCCUGAUGGACAUAGAUUACCUCCAUGUGGCACCCUCUCCUCUGAAUACCUGAACCAGAGCAGUUCCACGAAGGUCCUCCUCCUCAUCUGCAACACAGCAGGAUCUGGACAGCAGGCUGUCAGGUUUGGACCUCCAUUUCUCAUGCGUGAGGACAGGAGCAUCUCUUGGGACCAGCUGCAGCAGAGCAUCCUCAGCAAGCUCUAUUAUCUAAUGCUGAAUGGAUCUCAGGCUCAGAACGUCGGGGUGUUGUUUAAGGUCAGAGUUGUGGGAGGAUCAGCAUCCUAUAGCUACCUUUCACCACAGGACAACAGGCCGCUGUAUCAUCCUGCAGUCGAAAGGGCUCUGAAGUUCUGUGGCCCUGGUGGACCUCCCCAUGUCAAACUUGUCAUUGAGUGGGAUCAUAAGACAAAAGAAUGUCUGUUUGGGAGCAUUCAGGAAGAGGUGGUCAAGGACGCAGAGAGUGUGAGGAACCAGCAGCAGCAGCAUCUGCAGCAACACAGCUGUACCCUGGAUGAGUGCUUCCAGCUGUAUACCAAAGAAGAACAGCUUGCCCCAGAUGACGCCUGGAAGUGCCCCCACUGUAAGCAGCUUCAGCAGGGUAUGGUGAAGAUGAGUCUGUGGACGCUUCCUGACAUACUCAUCCUUCAUCUCAAGCGCUUCCGACAGGUGGGUGAACGGAGAAACAAGCUGUCGACCCUGGUGCGUUUCCCCCUGACUGGAUUGGACAUGGCCCCCCAUGUAGUCAAAAGGAGUCAGAGCAUGAGGAACCUGAACCUGGGGGCCUGGCCCCCCUCCUGGAAGCAGCCCUCAGGCCAACAUCACCAACCCGCUGACUUCACCCUUCCUCAUGACUAUUUGUACGACCUCUACGCUGUGUGUAACCAUCAUGGAGGAAUGCACGGAGGACAUUACACUGCCUAUUGUAGGAACUCGGUGGAUGCCCAGUGGUAUAGCUACGAUGACAGCAGUGUCGAUCUGGUGCCAGAGGAAGAAGUGUGUACCAGAGGAGCCUACAUCCUUUUCUACCAACGACGCAACACAAUCCCCCCGUGGUCGGCCAGUAGCUCCCUGAGAGGCUCCACAAGUUCAUCCAUGUCAGACCACUGGCUCAUCCGGUUAACAGGCGACAGUAAAAGAGGAAGUCUGGUCUCUCGAUCUUCCACCACCUGCCCGUCUUCCAUACCUGACUCUCCAGAGUCCCCUGUCUUCCUUGACAAUGAUUCUAAAGAGGAAAAAGGGGGGUUUGAGAGCAGACCUUUCAUCCGGGGUCUCCAGGGUCGCAGUGUGAGCAUGAGAACCCCCAGCAAGUCCAAGGACACCCUGAGCAAAGUGCUUCCUCUGCGCUGGUCGCUUGGUUCCAAGGACAGACGAAAACCUGACCCAGUGCCUCCCCCAGUCCAAGACCCUGCUCCUGUUGAGUUGGUGCAGUACUUGGAAUCUGGCAGACGUCCACGAUGCACAAAGGAUCCAAUAGUGGCGCUGAUGAGCGGACCGCCUGGCACCAGAGAAGCUGCUGAAGGCCAAGCAGCUGGCCGGUCUUCUAGUGUUGGGAGUAUAAGUCAUUUGGGUGUUGGAGAAGUGGCACCAGAGUCUCCCCAGGUCCCUCAGGGCCAGAGGAGACCAUCAGACAAGACACCCAGUUUGAGAAAUAGCAAGACCAGCCACGCAGCCGACGAGGUCCCCGCGGUAAGCAGUAGUUCCAGUAGUAACACUCUAACCAGGAGGAAGGAUUCCAGGAAACAGAGCUCCUCCAAAGACAGUGAGACAAAAAGAAGACCGAGUGCUGGAGUUCAGCCCAGCUACAGCACUCCCAGCCUUCACGACGGGACACUGAGAAGACACAAAGGGGAAAAAGGGGAAAGGGCUGACCACGGUACAAAUGAAGGAAAUUCAAAGCCCAAAAAAGGUGAAGUGCCCAAGAGCCAUGAGGGACUUCUGUCGUUCUUCAAAGGUAACUUCCUGAAGAAAGACAAGGAUUCAAGAAAAUCCAGAGAGGGUGAUUCAGGGAAGGGGGGAGGUGAGGUAGGAGGUAGAAGGACCCUGUCAAGGCUGUCACUGUCCAACGGAGCAGCAGGAGGCGGAGGUGGAGGUGGAGCCGGGGCCGAGGGGGGCAGAUCCAACGGCUCAGGCUAUGUAGGUGAUGAGAUCGCAAAUGGGAAAGUGGGCCGAACUACGUCAGACAUCAAACGCUCCCAGAGCUCUUCAAACAUCCCUACAAAGGCAGAGCAGAGCAUGCGUAGGACAGCAUCUUUGCAUCGUAACGGGAUGUCUACGGCUCCAGCACAGUCCCGCAGCCUGACAACAGACAAGCCUUCAUACAGCACCCUGCAGAGGCCUCGUUACAGCACAACCUCCCUCGGACGCAAAAGGACGGUCCCCGAGUCCAGCUUUUGACACUGAGAUGUUCACAUUUACGCACACACAAAGCCUUUUAUUUGACAGAAAAUGAAUGACGUCCAUUCUCUGAGAUCAAAGCAAUAGCGUUGAAUUCACAGCGGUACACUAUGUUGCUCCCAGAUAAUAAGCGGGCUGGAGUGGCAAUUUACAUUGCCCCGGCUGCACCGGGGCAAUGUAAAAGCAAAAUGCAAAGCAGCAAAUGAGAUUCUAUUUAUUCUGGGUUAGAAAGAGCAGAAUUAAAUGAUGUGACCGAUCCAUCAAAUAUCAGAGGCAGUCCAUCUCUAUUCUGGUUUCUAUGAAUUAAAACAAGUGCCUGAGCAACAUAUAUGCAGUUUAAGUCAAUGAGCUUUUGUCAGUUUAGCACUGGAAAACAUGAAGUCCUUUACACGCACACAUGCACAUGCAGAAUAACUGCAUUUAUGUCUAUUAUGUGUUGAAAUCUAUCACUGUUUUUUAAUUAACAGUUUUUUUCUCUUACUGUCAACACACUGAUUUUGUUUAUUUUGUCAGAAUGUAUUUUGCCUACUUGUGGCACUUGAAGGCUAUAGUUUCUGUAUGAUAUUAAUUAUAUUCAGUUCAUUGUUAAAUGUCCUAUACUUAUCUGUGGUAGGACAGGGUUUAUUUCCAUGUGUCUCAGAGGGAAUGGAUUAUUUCUUGAAGAGCAAACCCACAGUUGAAAGAACAAGACCAUAAUUGCAGUGACUUUUUGGAGAUUAUCUGUAUUCUGUACGAUCACUGAUGCUGGGGAUCUUAAUUGUUGUUUGGUUAAUGGUUUAUCCAGGUACAAGGAUGUUCUUAUAUCGCUAUCUGACAAAUAUCCCUGGUUCUACAUUCUGUAUUUCUAUCUUUUUUCCACCUAAUAUUUAUGGGUGCCUCCUCGUCUAUUCCAUUUCUAACGUAAGAGCCCAUAUCAAUUCAGCUGUGUAAUGGAAAGAUCCAGCAUUACUUUCUUUUUUGCUCAAAAAUAACUAUUAUUUUAGGAAGAAAUUAUUUUGUGGAGUGUCAGCGAAUAACAUGCAACAACCAUCAUCCAAACCAGGACUCUAAGCAACUCAUGCACAACUUUAUUAACAGCUACUGGGUUUCACACCUUUCAUGAUGUCUUAUCCCCAUUUAGCCAAACUUACUUUUUUCAUCAGUACUUGGCACUCACUGAAGAUGUACUUGACAUUAAAUAAAGCUGCAGUGUAGGAAUGUCAUAAUUAGUGAACCACAUUGCCAUUAGAGGAAGACAACAACAUCUUUCUGCUUGCUAAUUAUAGAUAUAUGAAAUAUGAUAAUUAGCUUUACUUUGACUUAUGUUCACACCAAUAUUCAUUCAAAAGCCUCUGAAAUCCUGUUUCUUUCAUGAUUCAGAUGAAUAAACAGCCUACAUACUAUGAAUCAAUAUUGUUUCAAGUUCACAAAUACAUCCCUCAAUGGCAAUUUAAGUUGUUAUAGGAGUAUCUAACUGCAAAAAUGGAUUCAACAUGCAUCAUUAUGUACAUUCAGAGUUAACAUCUCCUUAAUU